Molecule: messenger RNA, 363 nt
Organism: Trichomonas vaginalis G3
Lineage: Eukaryota; Parabasalia; Trichomonadida; Trichomonadidae
Exons: 1
Source: RefSeq, a predicted model, not a curated record
UUGUUUCAAAACUUAGGUUCAAAGUGUUAUUCGAAUGUCGACAGAAACUAUUAUGACCAAAAGAUACUUAUGCGUAUAAACAAUACUUUCUCUGCUGGUUUGCCUAUUGUUCAUUCGAAUGCAGAAUUUUCAACCUUAGUGAACUCAAACACUUUGGCAAGUAUAACGUUGACAUUAGUUGACGCAAACUUUGUUCCUGUAAAACUUUUAUGUCCUAUGUAUUUGUCAAUGACGGCAGAAAGUUUCGAAUUGGAAGAUGCAACUGGUGAAAGUAUUGUAUUACAAGAACAACUUCAACAACAAAUAGCUCAAGAACAACAAAUGCAACAAAUGCAACAAAUGCAACAACAAAGUCAAGAAUAA